GCGGGGCCGGGAGGCGGUAGUGGCGUCCGUGCGCGCGCGCGGGUGCGAACGGGGAGCGCCGCGAGGGCCGUGGCGGGCUGUGCUGUGGGAACGACGGACGGCGACGAUGGCCGCGGCGGCGGGUGGCGGCGGGCCCGGGGCGGCCGCGGGAGCCGCGGGUGCGGGCGGCGCGGCGGCGGCGGCGGCGGCGGGUCUGGCUGUGUAUCGGCGGAAAGACGGGGGCCCGGCCGGCAAGUUCUGGGAGAGCCCGGAGACGGUGUCCCAGCUGGACUCGGUGCGGGUCUGGCUGGGCAAGCACUACAAGAAGUAUGUUCAUGCGGAUGCUCCUACCAACAAAACACUGGCUGGUCUGGUGGUGCAGCUGCUUCAGUUCCAGGAAGAUGCCUUUGGGAAGCAUGUCACUAACCCAGCUUUCACCAAGCUCCCUGCAAAAUGUUUCAUGGAUUUCAAAGCCGGAGGCACCUUGUGUCACAUUCUUGGGGCUGCUUACAAGUAUAAAAAUGAGCAGGGGUGGCGGAGGUUUGACCUACAAAAUCCAUCCCGAAUGGACCGGAAUGUUGAAAUGUUCAUGAAUAUUGAAAAAACAUUGGUGCAGAGUAAUUGUCUGACUAGACCCAACAUCUACCUCAUUCCAGACAUUGAUCUGAAGUUGACUAACAAAUUGAAAGAUAUCAUCAAACGCCAUCAGGGAACGUUUACUGAUGAGAAGUCUAAAGCUUCCCACCAUGUUUACCCAUAUCCUUCCUCCCAAGAGGAUGAAGAAUGGUUGAGACCAGUGAUGAGGAAAGACAAGCAGGUGUUAGUGCACUGGGGACUUUACCCAGACAGCUAUGAUACUUGGGUCCAUAGUAAUGAUGUUGAUGCAGAAAUUGAAGAUCCACCAAUUCCAGAAAAGCCAUGGAAGGUUCAUGCAAAAUGGAUUUUGGACACUGAUGUUUUCAAUGAAUGGAUGAAUGAGGAGGACUACGAGGUGGAUGAGAACAGGAAGCCUGUUAGUUUUCGUCAGCGCGUUUCAAUAAAGAAUGAAGAGCCAGUUCGAAGUCCAGAAAGAAGAGAUAGAAAAGCAUCAGCUAAUGUUAGAAAGAGAAAACAUUCACCUUCCCCUCCACCUCCCACACCCACAGAAUCUCGGAAGAAGAGCGGAAAGAAAGGCCAAGCUGGUCUUUAUGGUAAACGCAGAAAUCAGAAAGAAGAAGAUGAACAAGAAGAUCUGACCAAGGACAUGGAAGACCCAACUCCUGUGCCCAACAUAGAAGAAGUAGUGCUUCCAAAAAACGUGAACCCAAAGAAAGAUAGUGAAAAUACACCUGUCAAAGGAGGAACUGUAGCAGAUCUAGAUGAGCAGGAUGAAGAGACAGUCCCAACAGGAGGAAAGGAGGAAGAAGAUUCUGCCAAAGGUGAUCAGAGUCGUUCAGUUGAUCCUGGAGAAGAUAAUGUGACAGAGCAAACCAACCAUAUUAUUAUUCCUAGUUAUGCAUCUUGGUUUGAUUAUAAUUGUAUUCACGUGAUUGAGAGGCGUGCUCUUCCUGAGUUUUUCAAUGGGAAAAACAAAUCCAAGACCCCAGAAAUAUACUUGGCAUAUCGAAAUUUCAUGAUUGAUACUUAUCGCCUAAACCCCCAAGAGUAUUUAACCAGCACUGCCUGUCGGAGAAACUUGACUGGAGAUGUAUGUGCUGUGAUGAGGGUCCACGCCUUCCUAGAGCAGUGGGGGCUCGUCAAUUACCAAGUGGAUCCAGAAAGUCGACCCAUGGCAAUGGGGCCUCCACCCACUCCUCACUUCAAUGUACUAGCUGAUACCCCGUCUGGGCUUGUGCCUCUCCACCUGAGAUCACCUCAGGUCCCUGCGGCUCAGCAAAUGUUAAAUUUUCCCGAGAAGAACAAGGAAAAACCAAUAGAUUUACAAAACUUUGGUCUGCGUACUGACAUAUACUCUAAGAAAACCUUAGCAAAGAGUAAAGGUGCUAGUGCUGGAAGAGAAUGGACUGAACAGGAGACUCUUCUGCUCCUGGAGGCCCUGGAGAUGUACAAGGAUGAUUGGAAUAAAGUUUCAGAACAUGUUGGAAGUCGUACUCAGGACGAAUGUAUCCUCCAUUUUUUGAGACUUCCCAUUGAGGACCCAUACCUUGAGAAUUCAGACGCCUCCCUUGGGCCCCUGGCUUACCAGCCCGUCCCCUUCAGUCAGUCUGGAAAUCCCGUCAUGAGCACCGUGGCUUUUCUGGCUUCUGUGGUAGACCCUCGUGUGGCCUCUGCUGCAGCAAAAGCUGCUUUGGAGGAGUUUUCUCGGGUUCGGGAAGAAGUGCCACUGGAACUUGUUGAAGCUCAUGUCAAGAAGGUGCAGGAAGCAGCACGCGCCUCUGGGAAGGUAGAUCCCACAUACGGCCUGGAGAGCAGCUGCAUUGCCGGCACUGGGCCCGAGGAGCCAGAGAGACCUGAAGGAGCUGAAGAAGAAAAAAUGGAAACAGAUACAGAUGGUCAGCAGCCUGAAAAGGCAGAAAACAAAGUAGAAAAUGAAAUGGAUGAAAAUGAUAAAGCACAGGAUGGAGAAAAUGAAAAAACCAGUGAAAAAGAACAGGACAGCGAAGUCAGUGAGGACACCAAAUCCGAAGAAAAGGAGACUGAAGAGAACAAGGAACUCGCCGACGCCAGUAAAGACAAAGAAGACGGUGUCGGGAAGAAGAAAGUAGAGCAUGACAUCUCUGAAGGCAACGUAGCCACGGCUGCAGCAGCUGCUCUCGCCUCCGCUGCGACCAAAGCCAAGCACCUGGCUGCCGUGGAAGAGAGAAAGAUCAAGUCUCUGGUUGCUCUGUUGGUUGAGACACAAAUGAAGAAGCUGGAGAUUAAACUUCGACACUUUGAAGAGCUGGAGACUAUUAUGGAUAGAGAAAAGGAAGCUUUAGAACAGCAGCGACAGCAGUUGCUUACUGAACGCCAGAACUUCCACAUGGAGCAGCUGAAAUACGCGGAAUUGCGAGCUCGACAGCAAAUGGAGCAGCAGCAGCACGGGCAGAACCCACAGCAGGCACACCAGCACGCAGGGGGCCCCGGCAUGGCGCCACUCGGAGCAGCGGGGCACCCGGGCAUGAUGCCUCAUCAGCAGCCCCCUCCCUACCCUCUGAUGCACCACCAGAUGCCACCCCCUCACCCACCCCCACCAGGUCAGAUGCCAGGCCCAGGUUCCAUGAUGCCUGGGCAGCCCAUGCCAGGUCGGAUGAUUCCUACCGUUGCUGCCAACAUCCACUCCUCUGGGAGUGGCCCUGCCCCCCCUGGUAUGCCGCCAAUACCAGGAAACAUCUUGGGACCCCGGGUGCCUCUUGCAGCACCUAAUGGCAUGUAUCCCCCUCCGCCGCAGCCGCAGCCGCCGCAGCCGCAGCCACAGCCGCCACCGCCGCCUGCAGAUGGGCUCCCUCCGCCUCCUGCUUCAGGCCCGCCAGUCUCUGCUGCCCCUUAGCCCGGAAGACGCAGGGCCCAUCCACACCCAGUACCGCCUGCUGGAGUGGGAAUGGCAAGACUUGUUCCUCAGCUUCCUUGGGUUUCUUGCAGGAUUUUUGUUUUCACAGCCCCAAGUGUCCCCGGUCUCCCCGUUCCUCUUGCCCCCUUCAUACUUGUCAACUCCUGUUGGUCCUCAGCCAACACUCAAGGGGAUGCCUGUGGUGACAGUGGGCCAUGACCUCCCCAUCCUCAGACUGGGGUUCUGGCGUUUUGCCUGCAGGUCCUGUCAAUGUUAUUAUUCUCUAUCUCUAUUAUCUUGGCUCUCCCAGUUUUUUACUUUGUCUUAUGCUUCCAUAGGUAAUACUCUAUAAUCAUUAUCUUUAUUUUUGUUCCCUUUUGUCAUUUUUUGCUUUAACAGGGAGCACCCUGUUAAAAGAACCAAAAAUAGUGAUGGGCAGAGAGGGUAGCCAGAGGAGACAAACCUUGAGGCAUUACAAGUGACCUUACUUAAGCUUACCUGAGCAAAGAAUGGUGCUGACGGUGAAGUCUCGUGAGAAUUUUGCCACUUGUAGACACAGCGGAGUUAACGGAUACGGAAAGAGACCCCACUGGUUUUUGGUUUUCUUUGUUUUGAUCCCUAGUGAGCACAGUGAGGGCCUGCACCUGCCUGCACCUGCCUGGCAGAAUUUGCCCCUUUGAUGGGCGGGGAGAGCACAAGCGCUGGACAGAUCCUUUUCCUGCCCGGACCCACUGGUUCUGGUUUUCUAUGCAGAUGGUUUUAUUAUAUUCGUGUGGGUGUUUUGUUGUCCUGAGGGCAGUGUAAGCUUUGGGUUGGGACUUUGAGAGGCAUCCACUAGCUAGGAGACAUUUACCCCACUAGACACUGCUUUGUAUACACCUCCCCCCCUUAAAAUAGCCUUAUAAAGACCAAAAAAAAAGAAAAGAAAAGAAAGUUAAUCCUGAACAUUUUAGCUCAUGGAACAUCAUGGUGAGAUUAGUUGGCUAGGGCUUCAAGUCCCCAAACUACCUCGUGCAGCAGCCAGGGUAAAGAACUGAAUGAAGCGGUACUUUAGCUAUGGAGUGGAAUUGGGCAGUGUAGGGCAGGACCAGCAACCUCUUGUACUUUCUCUUCCUUCCUGAGAUCUCACAUUCCAUCUGUCACAGGGCUGUCCACGUAGUGCUGUGAGUGCCAGCAGACUCACUUGGCAGUCAGCAUCAGGCUCUGGGGUGUCCAGGUGUCAUGCUAAAUAGGAGGCCACUCCAGAGGGAGAGACACAAAGAUGCCUUAAUAUGAACCCAUUUCUAUACCUGUUGGCACUGAAUGACUUAAAAGUUCUUGCUUUGCUUGAUGACCUUCUCUCGUCCUCUGUGGGUGUGUUUGAUGGAGCUUAAUUUCCAAAGCCCCUGGCCUCUAUUGCACAUUCAAGUGGCAGUUUCAUGAUUUAGAAUGCAAGGUGGGAUAUUGCUUGGAUCCUUUUUUCUAUGGAUUCUAUAAAGCUUUACAUAAGAGAGGGUCUAGGGACAUUUGUAAAACAUCAUAGUUCCCCCCCCC
This is a messenger RNA of Erinaceus europaeus (western European hedgehog), 4981 nucleotides long. It is a transcript of the gene SMARCC1, whose product is annotated as SWI/SNF related, matrix associated, actin dependent regulator of chromatin subfamily c member 1. The transcript is spliced from 28 exons. NCBI's taxonomy places the organism in Eukaryota, Metazoa, Chordata, Mammalia, Eulipotyphla, Erinaceidae. The record is from RefSeq and is a predicted model, not a curated record. Gene Ontology annotation, molecular function: nucleosomal DNA binding; histone binding. Gene Ontology annotation, cellular component: nBAF complex; npBAF complex; SWI/SNF complex. Gene Ontology annotation, biological process: positive regulation of DNA-templated transcription. The coding region runs from base 107 to 3448 and encodes 1113 amino acids.